GCGAGCGGCGGGCGGGCCGGGGGGGCCGGGCGGGCGCAGCGCCGCCCCCGCCGCUCUGCGGGCCGGGCCGGGCCGGGCCGGUUCUGCCGCCGCCUCCCGGCGCCGGGCGGGCAGCGAAGGAGUCUUCUGCUCCAGAGGAACACUUGGCAGGUCCAGCCCAGCUGCGAGCUUUCUUCCUGCACACGGAGCACGAGCGGCGUGAGCCCAAGACGGUCCCGCAAGCCGACAUGAAGGUGGAAAUCCUGCCAGCCCUCACAGACAACUACAUGUACCUCCUCAUCGAUGAGGAAAGCAAGGAGGCUGCCAUCGUUGACCCUGUGAACCCCCAGAAGGUUCUGGAUGCAGUGAAGAAGCACGGCGUGAAGCUGACCACUGUCCUGACCACCCACCACCACUGGGACCACGCUGGAGGAAAUGAGAAGCUUGUGAAGAUGGAGACGGGGCUGCACGUGUACGGGGGAGACAACAGAGUGGGAGCUCUGACACAGAAGGUGUCCCACCUGACAGCACUCAAGGUGGGAUCUCUUAAUGUGAAAUGCCUCAGUACGCCGUGUCACACUUCUGGACACAUCUGUUAUUAUGUGACUAAGCCAAAUAGCUCCGAGCCACCUGCAGUUUUUACAGGUGACACCCUGUUCGUGGCUGGCUGUGGGAAGUUCUUCGAGGGAACCGAGGAGAUGUACAAGGCACUGAUCGAGAUUCUGGGCAGCUUGGACCCCAGAACGAGGGUUUACUGUGGGCACGAAUACACCAUCAACAACCUCAAGUUUGCUCGGCACGUUGAACCCAACAACGCCAAUAUCCACGAGAAGCUGGCAUGGGCCAAGGCACAGUACGACAGUGGAGAGCCCACCAUCCCCUCCACCAUCGCAGAGGAGUUCACCUACAACCCCUUCAUGAGAGUGAGGGAGAAGACAGUCCAGCAGCACGCGGGGGAGACCGACCCCAUCCGCGCCAUGGGGGCCAUCAGGAAGGAGAAGGACAACUUCCGAGUGCCGCGGGACUGAGCAUCGCUCGCGCCGCCCGCCGGUCCUGCCGGCGCUUCCACCCUUCGCCUGUUCUAGGAGUCAAACCUUCUGUUGUGGUUGAGACAGUCCUGUCUAGGUUUUUAUUUUGUUUUAAUGGAGGAAGAGAAAAGCACUUUGCCCCCUUGUUGAGAUGUUCUACGGCAUAUUUAUAUUACAGGGAAGAAUAUUUAUCGCUCUCUUUGCUGUCUCUCGAGCUGUCUCGUGUCACGUGCAGAUCGUUGGUACCGGUGUUGGUGUGAGGCUCUGAGGUUGGGCUGGCAAGGAUCAAACCUGGGGUUUAGGAAGAAGCUCCUGUGAGUUUUGGAGGAGCCUGAUGUGGAUGCAGACAGUGGGACUGGGGCUGAGGUGCCUUUGUGUCAAGCAGAGACCAAACACAGUAGUUGUAGAGUUUCUUCCACGCUGCUGCUGCUGCAACGUUCUGAGUGUCGCUUCUGGACCCACUAAAACCAGUUCCCAGUGACAGACCUGCUGUGCCAGAGCCAGUUCAGGGUGUAAUUUGGGAGCCACGUGGGGCAGCCUGGCUCUCGGAAUGGCUUCCAGCUUCUCCCUUCUCCCUGACCUUCCCUGGCAUGGAUGGCAGUGACUUUCCCAGGCACUGCACUGCUUUACAGCCUUUCAGUCUUGAGCCUGUUUGCAUGGACCUGCUCCCUGCUCUUACUUGUGACCUGUGAGUUCCCUGUGUUAGUGCCACACAAACGGUGCGGGGGUUUGGCUGAUGGCUCCAAAUCCCAGGAAGCAUCCACUCCUGGUGAGGGGGGGUGUCCCAGCUGGGCAGUGGGGGGCCCCUGAGCAGAUUUUGGUGCCUCUCUGUGAGGAACAGGGUGGGUGAGCAGUUGUCACCUGUGCCCAGCCAGGAGCAGCUGCCCUGGGGAGCAGCUCUGGGGGCAGUAGCUGUGCUGGGCCAUGUCCUGCUGGGGUCCAUCCCCCACCCUCAGCCCUGCCUGGCCCAGCCUCUGGAAAGGCCCUGGAGGUGAGGCUGUAACUGGGGAAGGUGCCAACGUGGUGCUGGUUGAACAGGGCUCAGAAGCCACAUCAGGGUGGCAGAUUUCUGUUUCUUGGUGUCCGUGGGGUUAAAAGCCAUCCCUGCCCACAGCAGGGUGUUGGAACUGGGUCAUCUUUAUGAUCCUUUCCACCCUAAACCAUUCCAGGGUCGUAUGACUAGAGCUGUGGGACCCCAGCUUGGAAACUGCAGGGAGGGAGCUCCCCUUGGGCUGCUUUUCCAGCAGGGAAUAGCGUGUCCAAGUGGAUGAAUGGGGUGAAUUUUGGAGGGAAAAAAAUGCAGAUUUGUGGUGAUUGGGUCACCCCCUUCUGUGCUCCCGUCCUCCAGCUCGGGGUCUUUAAACAAGAGGUGUGAGUGACAGGGUGGGACCAGCCCCACAUGGCAUUUGCAUCUUUCAUCCUUCUUCUUCCUCCUCAUUUUCUUUUCUUCGUGGUUCCUUGGUCUCCUCUGUACCACAGACCUGCUCCAGGACCAGAGAUUGUUUCAAACAAAUAUUUUGCAGAUGAAACUUUGAAAAGAUUCAGAUGAUUUUGGUGUCUGUUUCUCCCCCUCUCCCUGGCACACGGUAGGUGAUGCCACGCUGGAGCCUGGAACCACCUGUGUCCCUGUGCCUGCUGUUCCAACACCUCCUGCAUGGCAUUGUACAAGCACCAGGUUUUUAUUUGCUUUAAAAUGCUAAAUUUUAUGUAAAUUAAGAAUGAAAAGUGGUACUUAAAGCUUUGCUGCCUCCUGAACUGGAAUGUUUUGCUGCUACACUGGAGUGGCUGUUAGAGGAGAAAUAAAUAACAGCUGGAAAUGGA
This is a messenger RNA of Myiozetetes cayanensis, 2828 nucleotides long. RefSeq names its product hydroxyacylglutathione hydrolase (gene HAGH). Gene Ontology annotation, cellular component: mitochondrion. NCBI's taxonomy places the organism in Eukaryota, Metazoa, Chordata, Aves, Passeriformes, Tyrannidae. Gene Ontology annotation, molecular function: hydroxyacylglutathione hydrolase activity. The record is from RefSeq and is a predicted model, not a curated record. Gene Ontology annotation, biological process: glutathione metabolic process.